AUUGAAGAAGAACUGGGGCAAUAGAAUGCGCAUCUGCUUUCUUAGAGAUAUCGUCACAUCUAACAGUUUCGUCCAUAACAAGACCCAAAAGCUGUUCAAAAAUCAAAAGUGGUGUAGAUGUUUUCGAAUGAGAAUUCUUUAUUCACGCUUUCCCUGGAAAAAUAGCGAGUACUAUUCCACAUAUGACCCAGUUUGGCUGAUCGGUUCUGUGGGACCUUUCAAAGAACAUUCAAAAAGAGAUAGGAAAGUUCAUAUUUCAAGGAGGUCAUUUUGUAAUAUUUUAUGGAGUAGUAUUCUAUUUUACAGCUUUUCCAAUCGUCUGGUUGGUGCUUCUGAGUCUCAAGUCUAUGAUUACGAUAGCAAAAGUAGUCUUGGACCGCCACAAUGGGGAUCUUUGGAAGAAUCCUAUUAUCUUUGUUCAGAGGGAAAACUUCAAAGUCCAAUCGUGCUAACUAAAUCAAGUUCUACUGUAGAAAAUGUUUCAGAGUCACCCUAUCGCUUGCUUUCAAGGCGCGCCAAAUUCUUUGCUCGUCAAGAACCCAGUUUACGAAAUAUAAUUGUUAUUGAACAAAGCUUUCCACCUCCUUCUAUGGUUGGUGAUGUGCCAUUGAUGGACCAAAGUGGUAUUCCUGCACCAGCAGCAACUAUAGAAGAUACAAUUUCUAAAGAUACUUAUACUUUUGAUCAUAUUGUAUUUCAUAUUCCUUCUUCAGAACAUGCUUUGGAAGGAAUUCGAACGGAUGCCGAGAUGAAUAUCGUCUUUCGCAAGUCUUCACGUGACCAUUCAGAUUAUAUUUAUUUAUCAGCUCUUCUUCGAAUUGGCAACUUGAAUCCUUCAUUCAACCCGAUUAUUCAGUUAUAUAGCUCGUUUUCAAAUGACGAUUCUUCAAAGAAGCCCAAGGUUGACUUUGAUCUCGGUGAUAUCAUUCCUCCUCUUUCGAGUUCGAGUUAUUUUUCUUAUCAAGGUAUUUCAUCUGUUUUUUUUGAGUCUUCAUUCCUUGGACACAUUAGUAUAGGCUCACUUUCGUUUCCUCCUUGUUCAGAAAACGUGCAUUGGUUGGUAUUUGCAGAGUUACUUACCAUCGGACAGGAACAAUGGAAUAUGAUUCGUUGUUGUCAAGAAAUGGAUAAUGUUCGACCUUUACAGGCAUCCAACGAUAGAAAUGUUGUUUUAUAUUCCUAUUCAUCGGAAAAUAUUAUACAAUCCAAUCAAGCAACUUCAUGAACAGCUAUCCUAACCUUUAUUUCUAUGCAUUUCGAGUUGUAUUGGAAUAAAAUGACUUAUAUGGGG
Molecule: messenger RNA, 1291 nt
Organism: Galdieria sulphuraria
Lineage: Eukaryota; Rhodophyta; Bangiophyceae; Galdieriales; Galdieriaceae
Product: carbonic anhydrase isoform 2
Exons: 2
Coding region: 26-1225 (399 amino acids)
Molecular function (GO): carbonate dehydratase activity; zinc ion binding
Source: RefSeq, a predicted model, not a curated record